GUAAAGCUUUCAGCAGUAAUAUAUGGAGCAGCAUGACUUCUGCCUUAACUGCUGGUUAAUCAGAAGCUCUGCUCGAAUGUGGUCGAAUGCACCUGGAUUAUGAAAGAUCUCCGCGGAUGUUAUAAGAGCAGACGAGGACGUCGGGUUUGUUUAUCGUGGACAGGAAAUAGAGCUUCGUCGUCGGGUCGAGCCAUAGGCGGAUCGGUAUGGUGCUGAAGAACGUGGAUUCGGAGGCUGUACAAGUGCUACACGUGGCUCUAGAGCCCGGGAUGGGUCAGAGUGGCAAAAUGAACGAGGAGAAGAAGCUGGACGUUUCAGAAGAAUCAUCUAGUCGGAGUUCUGAGGGUUUCAUUCCCAAGCGACUGUGGGUUCUGCAUGGAACCAUCAUGUUUGGCCGUGAGUUCUGCUACGCGAUGGAAACGGCUCUGGUCACGCCUGUGCUGCUACAGAUAGGUCUUCCAGAGCAGUACUACAGUCUAACGUGGUUCCUUAGCCCAAUUUUGGGUUUAAUCCUCUCUCCUCUGAUCGGCUCAGCCAGUGAUCAGUGUACCCUGAAAUGGGGUCGGAGAAGGCCCUUCAUUCUGGCUCUCGGUGUCGGAGUGCUGAUGGGUGUGGCACUUUUUCUCAAUGGAUCUGUCGUGGGUCUGGCUGUUGGAGAUUUUCCCGGUAACCAGCCCAUCGGGAUCGUCCUGACAGUGCUGGGCGUGGUGGUGCUGGACUUCUGUCUGGACGCUUUAGAUGGACCGAUCAGGUCGUACUUGCUGGACGUGGCUGAUGUAGAAGAGCAGGACAUGGCUCUCAAUAUUCAUGCCUUUGCAGCAGGAUUAGGAGGCGCUAUGGGCUACAUGUUCGGAGGAAUGGACUGGACGAACACCUUCUUGGGUCAUGCCUUUAAGGCCCAAGAGCAAGUGCUCUUCUUCUUCGCGUCCAUCGUCUUUAUCAUUUCAGUUGCACUUCAUCUUUUUAGCAUCAAGGAGCAUCCGUACGACCCCCGUCGGCAGAAGUCGCAUGACGGCGAGGAGUCCGAGAGCUCCUCGUCCGUCGAGCUGAACAGGGGCCUUUCGUGCCCUCGCCCGGGGCCUCGGCUGGACCUCAUUAGCGAGGAGGGUGAUUUUCAGUUUUACGAUGACGAUCAGUCUGAGCGAGAGAUCCAAAUGGACUUCCUGAACGUGCGGAGUAAAAGCGACUCGGCCCUCGCCGUACCGGACACCACCAUCAAGCUUGAUCUGGACCUGGAUCUCGAUGGGUAUUUUCUCCACAAUGUGGAGAACUUUAGAUCCGAGAUGCCAUUUAAAAAUUGCCAUGACGGUGCUUGCCAGGCCAGUCAGAGCUCCGUCCUCCACCUCGAAGUGGAUCCAAACAAUAAAGACGGAUUCUUUGCCUCUACCAAAGUCAUCGCUGGUGACCUUGCUGGUAACGGCAACCCGGCGUCUCUCACCGUGGCUCCAACGAAUCAGCAGCACAGAUCUUGCCUCCGUCACUCCAACGUGGCGGUGCGUCGCAGACACCCUUCCUUCUUCCGCCAACCUUCCUUUACCUUCACCUACCACGGGCGGAUGGGCUUCCAGCGGCCACGUCGACGCCCCAUCGAGUCGUCGCGGAGCUUGAACGACCUCGACGCGUUGGCGAAACACCAGGCGCGGCGCAGGAUGCAGCACAGCGGCAGCACGUCCACCGAGACCGAAGACGACGGGAGCGAGGACGGAGGGCAAGGCGGCACGACCGUGAAGCUCAUGUGGUUGUCCAUGCUGAAGAUGCCGCCGCAUCUCUGGCGCCUGUGCGUGUGCCACCUCCUCACUUGGUUUUCCAUCAUCUCUCAGGCCGUUUUCUACACUGACUUCAUGGGGCAAGUCAUCUUCGAAGGGGACCCGAUGGCUGCUACCAAUACAACCGAUCUUCAGAACUACCAUAAGGGAGUGCAGAUGGGUUGUUGGGGACUCGUCGUCUAUGCUUUUACUUCUGCUAUCUGCUCAGCUGUCCUUCAGAAGUACCUGGACAACUAUGACUUAAGCAUUAAGAUCAUCUACAUGCUGGGCACCUUUGGCUUUGCGGUGGGCACGGCGGUGAUGGCCAUCUUCCCGAACAUCUACGUUGCCAUGGUGAUGAUAAGCAGCAUGGGAAUCGUCUCCAUGAGUAUAUCGUACUGUCCGUACGCUCUGCUGGGGCAGUACCACGAAAUCAAAGAGUACAUUCUUCACAGUCCGGGUAAAUCUCGCCGAGGGUUCGGCAUCGACUGCGCCAUCCUGACCUGCCAGGUUUACAUCUCUCAGAUCCUGGUGGCGUCGGCUCUCGGCGCGGUGGUGAAGGCCGUGGGCACGGUACGGGUCAUCCCUAUGGUGGCCUCCGGGGGGUCUUUCCUCGGCUUCAUCACCGCUGCUUUGCUGGUCAUCUACCCCGACACCCCUGAGGAGGAGGACGACGACGAAGAGGAGCGGUCCCCAAGUACAGCUUCAGCUUCGUAAUGAAAAACAAAACUUGGUUACAUCCCGCAUGGUGUUAAAUGCUUAAAACAACAGUGCAAAGGUGAAAAUUAGGUGUAGUUUAGAAUAAACUACCAAUCCCAGGUUGCACCACUGCAAAUCCGUCUUGAUCAUAAUAAAAUCAAGGCAGCCGGAGGGGGAAUAUUAAAGAAAUGGUGCCCAAACUUUUGCAUUCUUCCACCUCCAGUAUUUAUUUGAAACUGAUUGGUACAGAAACAUUAUUACUGAGCCGCUCAGGUGGCGCAGCGGUAAAAGACACGCGCUGCAACCAGGGCUGGAUUUCGAAGGAGCGUCGUUUCGAAUCCAGCUCUGCCUUCACGGUCGAGGCUGGGCGGCUACGGACAACGAUUGGCCUGUUGUCCGGGU
Messenger RNA from Trichomycterus rosablanca, 2846 nucleotides. It is a transcript of the gene slc45a4b, whose product is annotated as solute carrier family 45 member 4b. The transcript is spliced from 7 exons. Gene Ontology annotation, molecular function: sucrose:proton symporter activity. Gene Ontology annotation, cellular component: membrane. Bases 207 to 2462 code for a protein of 751 amino acids. Lineage: Eukaryota; Metazoa; Chordata; Actinopteri; Siluriformes; Trichomycteridae. Gene Ontology annotation, biological process: transmembrane transport. The record is from RefSeq and is a predicted model, not a curated record.